AUGAGCGAAGAUGGAAAAUCUGCAAAUGAUGAGAAACCAGCAGCAAGUAGCAAGCUUGAAUCCAUGCCACCAGAUGAACUAAUAAAACUCUUUAAAAGUCAAGUUGUGUUAAAGAAGAAACUUGAUUCUAAAAUAAGUGAAUUAUCUACUGCUAAUAUAAGUUUAUGUCAAACUCAAGAGCAACUUCAAAAUGAGCUGGAAGAUGAACAAUCGAAAAGAAAACAUGUCGCCCAUGAACUAGACCAAUGUAAAAUUCACGAGUCCGAACUUCAACAGGAACUUAAUACAUUGCGUGAAUCAUCAGACUGCUUUCAGCAACAAAAUGAAUCAUUAAAAUUAUCAUGUAAGAAUCUACAAGAUGAAAUAUUGAGUCUUCAAAAUGAUAAAUCAAAUCUUCUUUCAAAGUUAACUGAUGCUGAAGAAGAUUUUAUAGAUAAAUUAAAUGAAACUAAAAGUACUAUAGAAAAUCUUCGCUGUGAAAAACAAUCGUGUGAGCAAGAAAAUUUGCAUCUGAAACAAUCCAUUGGAAAUCUCGAAUUGGAAAUCAAUGAUUUCAAGAUGAAAUCGAAUUCAGUCGACAAAGAGAAGCAAUCGAUUGAAGAAGAACUCCAUGAGUUGAGAUUAAAGUUGGCUUCAUCGGACAAAGAUGCGCAACUGAUAGAAGAACUCAAUGAUCUAAAAUUGAAAUCUAACUCUUUCGAAAAAGAUAAACAAUUAAUAGAAGAAGAACUUAAUGAUUUAAGAUCUAAGUUGAGCACAUUUGAUAAAGAUAACAAUCUGUUGGAAGAAGAGCUCAAUAAUUUAAGAUCAAAAUUAAAUACAUUUGAAAUAAAUGAAAAACUGAUGGAAGAAGAACUUAAAAAUUUAAGAUCAAAUGUAAAUUCAUUUGACCAGAAUAAACAACUGAUGGAAGAUGAACUCCAUGAUUUAAGAUCAAAAUUAAAUAUAUCUGAUAAAGACAAAUACUUAUUGCAAGAAGAUCUCAAUAAUCUAAGAUUGAAAUAUGGUGCAUUCGAUGACGAGAAACAGAUGUUGGAAGAAGAACUUAAUAGUUUAAGAUCGACUGCAACUUCAUUCGAUCAGAAUAAACAACUGAUGGAAGAUGAACUCAAUAACUUACGAUCACAAUUAAGUAGAUUUGAAACCGAUACAAAAUUGAUGGAAGAAGAACUUAAUAGUUUAAGAUCGACUGCAACUUCAUUUGAUCAGAAUAGACAACUGAUGGAAGAUGAAGUCAAUGAUUUGAAAACAAAGCUGAUUACAUCUGAUAAAGAGAAGAAGUUGAUGGAAGAAGAACUGAAUGAAUUUCGAUCGAAAUCCAGUUUAUCUGAUGCAGAUUUACAAUCGAGAGAGGAAGAACUUAAUAAUUUAAGAGUGAAAUCUCGUACAUUCGAUGAAGAGAAGCAGAUGAUAGAACAAGAACUUGAUGAUUUAAGAUCGAAAUUAAAUAGAUUUGAAACGGAUAAAAAACUAAGCGAAGAAGAACUGGAUGAUUUGAAAACAAAGCUAAUUACAUCUGAUAAAGAGAAGCAUUCAAUGGAAGAAGAGCUAAACGAGCUUAAAUCGAAAUCAAGUUCAUCUGAUACAGAUAUGGAAUCAACAGAGAAAGAAAUUAAUAAUUUAAGAUCAACACUGAGUAAGUUUGAAAUGGAUAAACAAUUGAUGGAUGAAGAACUCAAUGAGUUAAGAACGAAAUCCAAUUCAUUCGAUAAUGAUAAACAAAUCAUGGAAGAAGAACGCAAUGAUUUAAGAUCAAAAUUAAAUACAUCUAAUCAAGAGAAACAUUUGAUGGAACAAGAGCUAAACGAUUUACAAUCAAAGUUCAAUGCAUUGGAGAAAGAGAGACAAUUGAUGGAAGAAGAACUCACUGAUUUAAGACUUCGUUGCAGUACAUUCGAUCAAAAUAGACAAUCCAUGGAAGAGGAAUUGACCGAGUUAAGAUCAAAAGUCAUUUCACUCGAUAGCGAUAAGGAAUUAUUAGAAAGAGAACUCAAUGACUUGAAAUCGAAAUUCAAUACAAUAGAAACAGAUAAACAAUUAAUGGAAGAAGACGUGAAGAAUUAUCGUAAACAAAUAGAAAAUUUUGAAAUGGAAAAUCUUGAAUUGAGAAAAAUUCCACAACAAUUAUCAGACGUUCCAAUAAAUCAAUUGAAUGAAAAUUUCGAUGAAAUUAUUUCUCAACGUAUUGAUUCUUUUCUUAAUCAUAACGAUGACGAAACGCUACCUAUAUCCAAAUUACUAUCAGAUAUUCCAGCAUUACUCCAGUCAAGUGGCAUAACAAAUUAUGUAAAUGAAGAUUUUCCAACUGCAUUAAAUCUUGAAUGUCUUCUUCGCCUGUGUUCAUUAUUAAUUGAACGAUGCCAUGUCUUACAAAGUAUUAACGUAGCGAACGAACCAUUAUUAAAUAAAGAUCUAUUUUCAAUCAUUCAAAAUGGCAAUUAUGAACAAUGUCAAUUAUUAAUUCAUCGACAAGAUCAUCCUGGAUUAGAUGCACUUUUUGAACAUUUUCAAUCGUGGAUAAAUCAAUCAAAUGAUUCCAAUGAUUGGGAAAUUCGUCUGUCGAAACCGAUUGAUCAGAGCAUUAAUCAAUACAUUCGAUUAGAAUUCAAUGACUUCAAAUUUAUUUCCGACGAAAUCGAACAUGAACUUCGACAAUCACGCAUUCAACUGGAUCAAUCGUUAGAAGAAAAUAAAGAACAACGAUGUGAUAUAGCUAUUCUGAAAGAAAAUCUUCAUUCUUUUGAGGAGUUAAAACAACAAUAUGCGGAACAAUGUGACAAAAUAAAUGAACUGCAGAUGAUUAUUGACCAAGAAAAUAUUGAUAAAACUAAAUUUGAUCAACUUGAAUCAUUAUAUGAAGAAGUUCAACAAAAAUAUGUUCAUCUUGAACAUAUCAAAUCUGAAUGUGAUGUAUUACAAGAAAAUUUUAAUAAAACAAAUCUUCAACUGCAAGAUCAACAAGAAAAACAUCAAAUCGAAAUCAAUAGUCUUCAAAGUACAAUUGAACAACAAAAACAAAUAAUCGAUAAUGCAACACAAUCUCAAGAUGAACGUUAUUCAUCAUCAGUAAAACUAACACAGCAAUUAAGUGAUUUACUUGAAACAGAAAAAACUGAAAAAGAAAAAUUGAAAAAUAUCAAUCAACAAUUAGAAAACGAUUUACAAACAAACAAUGAAUUGUUUUUUGAAAAAACUAAGCAAGCUGAUGAUCUCGAUAAACAAUUACAAAUAAUCAAUAAUGAAUAUCAAGAUUUAAAAGUUCAAUUUGAUCAAAUCAAACAUGACAAAGAUAAACUUAUUAAUGAUAUUAAUUUACUUGCGGAAACAAUACAAAGUUUCGACAGUGAGAAGUCCGAAAACUUGCAAAUUAUUAAUAAAUUAGAACAAGAUUUAGAAAGCAAUAAAUUAAAUUUUGAUCAACUAAUUAAACAGAAUAAAGAAGAAAAUCAUCAAGAAAAAGCUCAAAUAGAAACUAAAUUUCAGCAAACAAUUGAAAGUCUUAAACAAGAAUUAGACUCUGCUAAAAACGAUCUAAAAAUUCUUCAAUUACAAUCAAUUGAACAAAAGCAAUCAAUUCUUGAAAAUGAACAAAUCCAAACAAGUAAUCUACGAUCUGAGUUAGAAAAUUUUCAAAAAGAAAAUGAAACAUUAAAUCAAACGAUCAACGAAUUGAAUAACAAACUUGCAACUCAAAAAACUGAAUCUAAUGCAACUAUUCAAGAUCUUCAAGAAAAACAACAAAAAAUGAAGAUGCUAUUAUCACGUCUUAAAAAAGAAUUACAAGAAAAACAUCAACAACCAAAACAAAGUCUAAUUGAUCUUGAAUUAGCUGAUUAUGAAAAAACAAUAAAAUCAUUAAAAGAUAAUUUAACAUCUAAAGACAAAGAAAUUCAAGAUGUGCGCGACGAACUAACAAAUAUUAAUGAAAAAAAUCGUUGUCUCAUGGAAGAAAUCCAAAAUUUGGAUCAACAAAAAUUACAAACAGAAGAACGCGCUAAUAAAUUUAAAACAUUAUUAGAUGCAACCAAGCGAGAAUUACAAGAUGCGAAAGAUCUUGAACAACAAAGAUAUCAAAAUGAUGACAAUUUACGAUCAUUACUUGAUAAGCUAAAAACUGAAUUAGAUGAUAAUAAAGUAACUGUUAGUCAAUUGCUUUCUGAAAAACAAGAGCUUACUGAACGAUUCAAUAAUCAAAGUGAUACAAAUCAGAGAACAAUUAAUUUACUUGAACAAAAUCUACGUAUCGCAAAACAUGAUCUGGAAGUUGUCAAACAGGAUUAUGACACCCUACAAGAUGAUUUCAAUAAUUAUAAAAUUCGAGCACAAAGUGUUCUUAAACAACAACAAUCUACUCAACGUGAGCGUAUGCCAAUAGUACCUGAUAAACAAACGGAAUUCGAAGAAACAAUUGAAAAAUUAAAAAUAGCUCUUCGUGAAGCAAAUAAUAAAAUUCAAUUAUUAAUAUCUGAGAAUGAAACAUUACAGAAAGAACAAGAUCGUCUUAAUGAAGUACAAACAAAAAUAGUUAAUGAAUCCAGAAAACGUGAACAAGAUCUGCGAAAACAACAUCAAAUAGAACUUGAAAAAAUGGAAAGCGACUGUUCAAAACGAACGAAUGACAGUCAUGACAUGAUGAAAAGUGUUACAAUUCAAAAUGAAAUACUUUCAACAACGUAUCAAGAACAAAUAGCUACAAUACAAACGGAUAAUGAACGGUCAAUAUCAAUCUUACAAAAUCAAUUACAAACAUCAAAACAAGAAAUUGAACAAUUAAAAAAUCGUAUUGAAUCAUUGCGACAAACCAAUGCUGAUAAUGAAAAAGAAUCAUCUCAAGUUGUCAUUAAUAAUGAGAUUAAUAGAGAUGAAAUUCUAUGGACUUAUGCAGAACGUCAACAAGGAGAAGGAUCAGAAUCAGCCAGUGUUGAUUUUCAAUCAAGCGACGUUGCAGUAAAAACUUUAGAAAAUGUUCUAUUCGGCAAUGCAAACUCGACUCGACCUUCACAGUCGAAUAUGGACAAACCUCGUCAUAUACUUUUCGAAGACGUCGAAUUAGAACGCCAACGUAUUGAAGAAGAACUUAAUAAAACAAAAUAUCGUUUACUUAAUACAACUGAACUUCUUAAUGAAUCCGAAUUAACUAAUGUACGUUUGAGUGAACAAGUAUCACUACUCAAAGAUGAAAUACGACGUAUUGAACGUAAUAUGGAUCGAGCUGAAUCAAUAUCAAAUUUAGAAUAUUUGAAAAAUAUAAUUCUAAAAUUUUUCAUAUUAAAAUCUGCGCAUGAGCGUUUACAAAUCAUACCUGUUCUUGUUACAAUGCUUAAACUAAGUCCUGAUGAACAAGCUAAACUGGUUCGGGUGGCACAAGAAACAGCAUCUGUUGUUGAUACUUCAGUAAAUAAUGAAUCUAACACACAACCAGUUACUAGCAAUGCCAAUUCAAGUUCUUCUUCGUCUUCUUGGGGUUCUUAUUUAAAUAUAUGGUGA
Rotaria socialis is the source of this 5487-nucleotide messenger RNA. The record is from the annotation of a GenBank genome assembly. Lineage: Eukaryota; Metazoa; Rotifera; Eurotatoria; Philodinida; Philodinidae.